GAGGCUGCGAUGGCGGCGGGCGGCCGGAAACACAAGCAGGACCUGGGGCGCUUCGUCUACGUGACCCGCUUCGGCUCGCACCCCUGUGGCAGCGUUCUGCAUCUGGGCGGCCGCAGGGCUCAGAGCCGUUGGUGCCCAGGGGUUGGGGCCCACCGCAGCCAGGUGGCGCCGCGUAAAGCGGCGGUGGAGGCAGGAGUCCCGCCCAGCAGCGGGCUGUCCCCCGACUCCCAGCCCAAGGUCCCUGCGGCCCCCGGCGCGGAGGCUGCGGCCUCCGCCUCCUCCCAGCUGUCGGCGUUGAGCGCGCGGAGCGGCCCCAGGCGAGCGGCGCGAGCAGGUUUAAUCCAGAAGGAUGCAUCUAGAAAGUUUGAUUUUCCCAUACCUCUGAAUGAAACUUCCAAAAUAAUGACAAAAAAGAAAAAGGUUUCAGAAUGGGAUAAAGUAUACAAACUCAUUUCUAGAAUGCUUGAAGAAAAUGAAAAAUAUAGGCUCAGGCUGAAAUGCCAGAGGUCGUCUAGUGAAAACUCAAAUUACACAAGCUGAAUCUUCUUAUCACCAUCUGUUAUAUAACUUAAUUGCUUCAUGAGACUACACCAGCCUAGCAUUUGUGGUAACAUGUUCUAGUGAAUACACCUGUUUCCAGUUGAAGGACACAUUGUCUGGGCAAAUGGCCUAGGUCUUGCCUGCUAUGGAGGGUCAUGCAGCUUCUUUGCUGGGUAAAUUUUCAGGCUGCUAAUCCCUGGGUGAAGUUUCAAAUUUUAGUUUAUAUAACUUAAAUCCAUUGCAAAAUGAGACAUGUUUAUACUGUAAUUUAUGCUGCAUAAAGUUUUGUGUUGUACUGUUUAUGUUGUAAUUUAUGCUGCAUAAGUGAGGAUUUUUGGUUUGCUUUGAUGUAUGUUUAUAUUUAUGUGACUUAUACAAGUUGACAUAGUAAUCUGCUUUAAUUUAUUAGGUGUGUUAAUGUUUAUUGGAUUUAAAAUGUGAGUCUAAUGAUGGAUACAAGCUUGGUUUGUCUUUCUGGAACUGUGGAGUAAUGAAAAAACUCUCACUGAAAUGAAUGUUCUAAAUAUUCUAAAUCUUUUAAUUUUUGUUUAAUAAUUUCUAAUGAAAAGAUGUUAAAUAUCUAUUUUGUUAAAUAAAAUAUAAUAAACAUAAUGACUUUUCUUUGCUGACACAUCACUAAAUAUCAGCUGUGAUACUGUGAAUUAUUUAUGGUUUUGUAAUUCCAGCAGGGGUUAAUAAUCCCUGGAUUAAAGGCCUCAGACUAA
This is a messenger RNA of Galeopterus variegatus (Sunda flying lemur), 1265 nucleotides long. RefSeq names its product chromosome unknown open reading frame, human C5orf47. The transcript is spliced from 5 exons. NCBI's taxonomy places the organism in Eukaryota, Metazoa, Chordata, Mammalia, Dermoptera, Cynocephalidae. The record is from RefSeq and is a predicted model, not a curated record. Bases 10 to 540 code for a protein of 176 amino acids.